Microthlaspi erraticum is the source of this 267-nucleotide messenger RNA. Lineage: Eukaryota; Viridiplantae; Streptophyta; Magnoliopsida; Brassicales; Brassicaceae. The record is from the annotation of a GenBank genome assembly.
AUGGCGGUUGGAACUGUCGUCAUUGCAUCACUGUGGUCAGAGCUUACAGACCCUGACCAAGCUAAUGAAUCUUACAGCAUAUUAGCAAAGGGUAUGCAUAACAUCAUUAUGGCAGUUAUAUUGAGAAAAUGCAGAAAUCUUGGUAAAAAAUCUGUGAAGCACCCUCUGCUUGGGACAAUGUCAGUGUUGUCGCUUUUGGUGAUCAUUUUUUGCUUGGCAUUUGCUGUUUUCUGGGAGAUGGGGAUCGAGGGAGGAGAGGAAAGCUGA